AUGAGGAACAAUGAUAUGAGUUGGAGAUAUUCUGGAAACAAUACUGUGAUCAACUACGGGCUUCACAAUGAGCAACUGAGUAUCAAUGGUCAUUACAUAGCUAGAGGACUCCUCCAAGGAAAUGGAUCCAAUCAUGAUGAAUUAAUAGUGAUCGAUGAAACAGGCCAAUCAACGAUUACAAUACGUGAUCUUGUUUUCACACACGAAAUCACGUUGGGUACUGAAGAGAGAAACGGAACAGCUUUCUUGACGGUACUGUCUGUCAUUAUGCAAGGAAAUUACUCAUCUAUCAAUGUGGAUUCUGUUGCUGACUCUGGUGACAUGAAUAAUAGAAGAGCCGACAUAUUACGGAUAAUCAAUGAUAGAAGGCAAGAGAUUAUCAAUAAUAUCAGUUCACAACUGAUUCUCAAUUUCACAAACGUAUUUCAAUACUUCUUUCGAAUCUUUGAUGGUGCUCCGGCAGAUUCACUCUUCUGCCGAAAACCUCGGAGUGCUGAUGAAUUGAUUUGAUAUAGCGAAACCAUUCUGAGUAAUGCCUGAAUUAAUUGAAUUAACCUAAUCUGAUGCCCAAAUAAUAUUUUCUUAACUUAAUGAAGUUGAUUCAAAUCAAAUAGAUUCUGAAAUGAAUACAUUGAUGUUGCAUUCUGAUUAUACUCAUUAAUUUAUAUUAUAAUAAUUGAAAUAGAACCAUGC
Molecule: messenger RNA, 693 nt
Organism: Phaedon cochleariae (mustard beetle)
Lineage: Eukaryota; Metazoa; Arthropoda; Insecta; Coleoptera; Chrysomelidae
Source: the annotation of a GenBank genome assembly